This is a messenger RNA of Pyrgilauda ruficollis (rufous-necked snowfinch), 7155 nucleotides long. It is a transcript of the gene PLEKHG1, whose product is annotated as pleckstrin homology and RhoGEF domain containing G1. Lineage: Eukaryota; Metazoa; Chordata; Aves; Passeriformes; Passeridae. Gene Ontology annotation, molecular function: guanyl-nucleotide exchange factor activity. Bases 286 to 5031 code for a protein of 1581 amino acids. The record is from RefSeq and is a predicted model, not a curated record. The transcript is spliced from 20 exons.
GCACGGAGUGAGCCGGGGCGCGGCCACGGGCGCUGCGAGGGGGACACCCGCCCGGCGCCGCUGAAUGGGCUGCGGAGCGGGGUAAGCUCCGCACUCCGGCCCGCACCCCUGCGCCUGGAUUUCCAGCCGGAGGAGGAGCGCUGGGCGAGGGCAGAAGACGGCGAGAGGCUGCCGAAUGCCAGAGACUCAACGGAGGAGAGGAAAAGUGACUCCAUUUUGCCCAACGUAACAGCGAUAUAUUCGGUGAGUACUCUACCAGGUUCUACUAAGCCUGUGUCUGCAGAGAUGCCAGAUAAAACACCAGGUGCUACAGAGCCUGUGCCCAGAAGUGAAGAUGACUUCCACUUACCUCUUGAGGUUGUACCAGCUGUGACAGAGGCCCUUGACUCCAAGAAGAAGGAGGAAGAUUUGCACAAGGAGAGCAGAUCUUUCCGCUACUGUGAGAAAAACACCAUGGACCUGUCAGACAGUGACCGUCCUGUCAGCUUUAGUUCCACUUCCUCCUCCGCAUCCUCCAGGGACAGCCACUGCUCCUUCGGAAGCAGAAUGACCUUGGUUUCAAACAGCCACUUGGGUUUGUUUAACCAGGAUAAAGAGACAGGUGCCAUCAAGCUAGAACUAGUCCCAGCCAGGCGAUUUUCCAGCAACAAGACACACAAAAACUCUGCUGUGGAGCAAGAGGAUCCUGAAGGAAGCCUUGAGAAAAGGCCAAGCAUGCCAAGGAAAGCAGAACCAAAAGGAGCAAGCAAAAACUGUGCGAUGUCCCUGGUCACAGAGCCCACCAGUCCGAAGCUCCUCUAUGUAGACAGAGUCGUCCAAGAGAUUCUGGAGACAGAGAGGAUGUAUGUGCAGGAUCUAAAAAGCAUUGUCAAGGAUUACCUCGACUGUAUCACUGAUCAGACCAAGCUCUCCCUGGGAACAGAGGAGCGAUCAGCCCUGUUUGGAAACAUUCGGGAUAUCUACCAUUUCAACAGUGAACUUUUGCAAGAUUUGGAAAACUGUGAAAAUGAUCCUGUGGCUAUAGCAGAUUGCUUUGUUUCCAAGAGUGAAGAUUUCCACAUAUAUACGCAGUACUGCACCAACUACCCAAGGUCUGUGGCUGUGCUGACAGAGUGCAUGAGGAACAAGGCACUGGCCAAGUUCUUCAGAGAGCGGCAAGAAGCACUGCAGCAUUCUCUGCCCCUGGGCUCUUACCUCUUGAAACCUGUCCAACGCAUCCUCAAGUACCACCUGCUUCUGCACGAAAUAGAAAACCACCUUGACAAGGACACUGAGGGCUAUGAUGUGGUGCUGGAUGCCAUAGAUACCAUGCAGAGAGUGGCAUGGCAUAUAAAUGACAUGAAGAGGAAACAUGAACACGCCAUCAGGCUCCAGGAGAUACAGAGUUUGCUCACUAACUGGAAAGGGCCAGACCUUACGAGUUACGGGGAGCUGGUGUUAGAAGGAACGUUCCGCAUUCAGCGAGCCAAAAAUGAGCGCACGUUGUUCCUCUUUGACAAGAUGCUGCUAAUUACAAAAAAGAGAGAUGAAAUGUUCGCAUACAAAGCUCACAUACUGUGUGGAAACCUGAUGCUUGUUGAAGUAAUACCAAAGGAACCACUUAGCUUUAGUGUCUUCCACUACAAAAAUCCUAAGAUGCAACAUACUGUCCAGGCAAAGUCGCAGCAAGACAAGCGCCUUUGGAUUCUUCACUUGAAGAGGUUAAUUCUAGAAAAUCAUCCUGCUAAAAUUCCUGCCAAGGCCAAGCAGGCAAUUCUGGAAAUGGAUGCCAUACAUCACCCAGGCUUCCACUAUAGCCCAGAGGGAGAAAUGAAAUCAUACCAGCCUAAGGAAGGCACUACUCCUCACAGAGUGAGGCGGAAAUCAGAACCCUCAUCUAGAGUCCAUAAAGUUUUGAAGUCAAAUGAUGUAAGCCCAGAUAUGCAGAAGCGGAUGGGCAUUGAAGGAGCCCUAUUAUCUCAAGCCACCAAACUAGGAUCAAGUGAAGCCCUGCUGAAUUCUAGGAAGAAGGUUUCACUGGAAUCCAGUGGGCUGGAGAGCCAGUUUCAAGAGUCUAUUGAACCAGCCUACAGUAGUGAUCAUGAUGAAACUCUUCAGACAUCUGCAACAGAACAGAUUGAUGCUGAUGAUGAAGAAGAGUCUGAACAGCAAAACUCACUGCAGAAAUCAAAAGGGGGAAGAAAAAGACUUAAUAGUCAAGCUGCUGAAAAUGUUGAAAAACGGAGAAGUCUCAAUCUCAAUAAAUGUGAAAUGCAGAGCUCCAAGGACCCUUCAGAUGAAGAAUCAAUGCAGUUGAAUACUGAUCUUCCAUUUUCCUGCACAGCUAGACAGCCACAGUCUCCUAGACAGUUCAGCACACCUCAGAGCAACUCUCUGAUCAUGAAUAUCCUGGGGGGAGGUACCUCCGUCAGAAACAUCUGGACGGACCAUCAGAUCAGGCAGGCAUUGUUCCCCAGCCGGCGCCCACCUUAUGAGAACGAGGAUGAUGAAGACGAUUACCACAUGUUUGUACCAUCAGCGUCUACAUCCAACACGAGCUCAGCUCCUGGUGGAGAAAGGAGGGGUUCUUCUGGCCGUCCAUGCAGCUGGCACUUGGGGCAAGCGCAUCAAAACGAGACUUCCAGCCCCACUCGUCACAAAAUUGUUAGACGGGCCAGUAGUGCUGGUGAAAGCAACACGUGUCCAGCCAGCACCAGGUAUAAAACAGGGGAGCGUGGUUCUCGAAGGGAAGUGAAGACAGCAGAGGGGAGCAGUAGGAAUGCGUAUCCUGAAUCUUCAGAGGAGCUGACUAUUGAUGAUAUUGAACAUGUUUAUGAUAAUAUAAGCUAUGAAGACUUAAAACUGAUGGGUCUGACAAGAAGGGAGGAAACACAUCACGGUCCCCGGAGAUCUGCUAGAGACUCUCUGUAUGAGGCUGAAAACAAAAGCAGCUCAGAUUCAACUUCCAAAAAGAAAACAGCAAAUCAAAAGAGGACCUCCAUUCAUGCUAGCAGGGAGGAGAUACUGCUCAGUAAAGAAGCACCAACUUCAAGUUUGGAUGAGCUCAGAAUUAUUGAAGACAACAUCUAUGACACCAUACGGCUUCCAGAAACAUCUCUAUUGAAUUUUAAAUGUGAACCCUUAAAAUCCUCCAAAAGGAGAAGUUUUUUGGAAAAAGACUUUGCAUAUUGUGACAAUCUACGACAUUUUGUUUCUGAGGAGAGUCUGCAGUUCAGUGAAGAUGAAGGUCCUUACCAUCGUGUUCCCAUUGACACUGACUAUUUGAGCUUAGUCGAUAGCUCCUCCAACUCUGACUCGCUGUCGCAUAAGUCUGCGGCAGAUAAACUCUCAGAAGAAGUAGACGAGAUUUGGAACGACCUGGAGAACUACAUCAAGAAAAAUGAGGAAAAGACAAGAGACCGUGUCCUUGCAGCCUUUCCUGUUUGUAAAGAUGACAUGCAGGAAAGGCUGCAUGCUGGUAGCACACCUGAACUGAGUAGAGAUGUGGAGUACUCACUGUCUACUCUCUCUCUGCCAGAAACUCCUAUUUUCCCUAAAACUGUGAAGCCCAGGGCUGCCACCAUAAGUGAGGCUAAUCUGAGGUUUGAAGACACUACACCAUGCAAGGAGAACUCUUUCAUGAGUUUGAACAGAUCUUCCUUCUCCAGUGAGAUGCCUUUUGUAGAUAGUCCAUAUGAGCCCGCCAGUAGUGUUCUGUCCAGCACACCUGCAGAGGGUGUGGAAAAUGACUUGGCUAUUAUGGAUAAAACAAAGAACAGAGUUUUUAUGAUGGCAAGACAGUACAGUCAAAAAAUUAAGAAGGCUAACCAGCUUUUGAAAGUUAAAAGUCCAGAGCAGGAGCAGCCAGCUAGCAGACAACAGAAAAUGAAACACAAAGAUCUUGCUGCUAUUCUGGAGGAGAAGAAACAAGGAGGUCCUGCUAUUGGUGCCAGAAUAGCUGAAUAUUCCCAGCUUUAUGACCAAAUUGUCUUCAGGGACAGUACGCCUAAGGUCCAGAAGGAAUCCGGGGCCACUCCUCAGGAGCCAUCAUCAGCUGGGAGGUUUUCCACACCCAUGGCCAAAUGUCCUCCCCGUUCCCAGCCUGCCAGUGAAUGCUCAAGAGCAGAAGAUUGGCUUUUGCAUUCCACGUACAGUAACGGUGAGCUGGCCGACUUCUCUCCGUGUUCCGAAUCCCAGGACCCAAAGUCCAAGAACUCAUUUACAGAAGCUGGUACAAAAAGCAAUUCGAAGCAGUUGCCAUCAGCUGGCUCAGUGCCUUCCCUUCAGAUUUCCAACCGUCUGCAUGUCCCAGCGCAGAGGUGGAGUGCCAUUAUAAGCCAGCCAAACAAAGAAAACUUGCAUCAAGAUCAUGUCUAUAACUCGCUGGGGAGGAGAGUAAGCAGUGUAAAACCACAGGCAUACAGCAGGUCGCAGUCCUCGUCCUCAAUAGUGGUCAACAGGUCUGGAGAAUCAAUUGUAUAUGAUAAUGAAAUUGAUAAGAAAAGACUCCAUUUGAAUAGGAACUUUCGAUUCAACAGCCAUCAGACUCCUGGAAUUGCUUCAGGAUAUACAGGGCCAGAGAUGAGAAAGCAGAUCCCUGAAAACUAUUCAGAUAUGAUUCUGCAGGAUUCUCAAAAGGUCCUGAGAGUGAACAGAGCCUCCCCUCUGACAGCACAGAUGGCUACUCAGAACUAUUUUUUGAAUUUCAAAGAUUCUGAAGAAGGAGAAGGGGAUGAUGAUGACUAUGUUGAAAUAAAGUCUGAAGAUGAGGGAUCUGACUUGGAGACUUCUCAGAACCAAACAAGGAAAUCAGAUCCUAAACUGCGUAACACAGAUGCUGUUCCUUCUGAAAUGUUCUGUGGCAAAACUGUCUCCUGUACUCCUGCAAAGUCUGCUAGCAGCAAACACGCACUUACCCCAUAUCUGACUGCAUACAGUGAUUCGGAUAAACUGAACGACUACCUGUGGAGAGUACCAUCUCCUAAUCAGCAGAAUAUUGUCCAGUCUUUAAGGGAAAAGUUUCAGUGUCUCAGUUCAAGUAGCUUUGCUUGAUGCUUUCAGUAAUUUCUAGCUGUACUGCCUUAUCAUGAGAGAAUAUAUACUAGGACAAUCAGUACUGGCAUCACGUAUUUCCAUAAUAUUACACUAUCAGGCAUUGUAUCGCAAUAAUGUUGUAAAUAGAUGCAAAAUGUAUCUUUUAAAAAAUGGUUUCGAAUCCUGGAUGUGAAAAAGGCUGCAUGUGCGCUGUCUGGGGUCUCUCUGUAGCACAUGUGAACUUCUCAUCUCCUACUGACCCUUCACAUCUCUUCAUUUCUUAGGUGUGAUACCCCGUGAUUCUUGCCAUCGAAUCAGGUGUAAUAACAUUUGAUUCUUAAGCCAUUUCAUCAUUUGGAAACCCUGGUAUUUAGACUUUCCGGUUGGUGUCCAGUGUUCUGCAUCCAAAAUACCUGUAUGAUUACUCUGCUUACAUACAGGAGCAUUUAGCUGGGCAGCUGCUCCUGUGACUGUGCAGAUUUCUGAGCAGGGUUCUGGUGAUUACACCAACAGGCUACGUGUGCAAUUGCACAUAACCUUUUUGCACGUUACUUUUCAUCAGGCAGAUUCCAAGUGUGUGGGACCAAUGCAUAUGCUACAUUAUUUUAGAGCAAGCUUCUUACAUUUUAAAGAAAAUCUAGUCCUAGCACUUGUGUCAGGCUGAUAGCUCUGUGUCUGAAGCCUCUUCUACUUUCUGGAACUGCACAGGAGGCAGAAGACAGGCAGUGGAGGCUUUUUAUGAGAAUCUGUGGAUGUGACACAGUCCUUGCCUGGGGAAUGGUUUUGGCAUUAGAAGGGGAGCUGCACUCCUUGUCAAGAGGGCUAGGCCAGUCUUGGUACCUCCAGUGAUGGUGACGCUUGUGACACACAAGCAAGAUCUGAGUAUCUUGAGUGUCUGAGUAUCUUGUGACACGCAAGCCAAAUCUGAGUUCAGCACCCAGAAGUCAAAAGCUGCUGGGUAGAGUUUGAAACAAAGCUGUGUGACCUGCUAGGCAGCUGUUCAAGUCCCAGUGUCAGUGACCCUGUGAGAGAAUGAGGCCUGGCCAGAUUCUUGGGUGAAAUACUAAUUGUGGGGUGCGUUUGGCCCAUAGGGUGGUUCAGUGACACUGCUGGUUGAGUGACAAGCUGCAGUCCCCAGGGCAUGCAUCUCCUGUAGCAGGAAGUGACCCUUCCUGACAGAGAGAGGUAAAAAAUACCUUUUGUAAAUCCGUCAGUGCUGACUCUAAUCCAAUUCAUGUACAAUAAAAAGUAGCUUAAAAAUGAGAAUACAUUCCAUUCUUUUGCAAAUAGUGUAUAGAAUAGAUGCUGCCGUUUAGAGCAAGGACAGGCUUUCCAAUACCAUCUGCACUUAACUUCCCUUCAUCAUCUUUGUUGCACAGGUUUGGAUUCUGUUAGUUGAAAAAACAUUGUACCGAAAGGAAAGCCUAGAUACAUCUACACUGAUCAUCUUGUGUGACUGUCGUUCUUUUUUGGUGCUUACAUUUUUCAGAUUACAUGGAUAAAGCCAGUACCGAGUUAAACAUAUCAAUAAACAAAGGAAUUCCAUUGAAAUACUAUUUUUACUAACCACCUAUCACUCCUCUCAGUGCUCAGUACGGAGCACUGUACUUCCAGAACAGCUGAUUAUUUACUGCAUUGGUUACCAUGAGGAAAAACUGAAGUUAUCAGUGUACAGCUAAUUACUUGUAGACUAAGAUUUGAGGACUUGAAUUUAUUAGAACUGACUAAAUUAUUUACCACACGUAUCUUGCAUUGGCUAGGAAUUGUUAUUUUGAGGGCUGGUUGGUCAUGGUACUUACUAGCUCGUACCACAGGGAUACUUGUUACAGUCAGCGCACUCCCUGUGAUAGGACCCCUAUCUAUCUAGUAAAAUCCGACUGAAAAAUAAUGUUGUACAUAUUUAAGACGCCGAGGUGUAGCAGAGCCCAUAUUUAUUUAAUAUAGCUUGUAAAGUAUUGUAAAUACGGAUAGAAAGUAAAUCUGUGGGCGCUCAUCUAGAUUUGUUUAAACGGCUUUAGGAGAAUGUUUAACUCGCAUCUCAUGCAACCAGUGGAAUCGGGAGGGAGGGGAAAACAACCAACCAACCAGAAAAAAGGGACUUCUACUAGUAUUGUAACUUCUCCCAGGGACCAUUUCAUACUA